Fusarium odoratissimum NRRL 54006 is the source of this 1548-nucleotide messenger RNA. RefSeq lists its product as uncharacterized. The transcript has a single exon. The record is from RefSeq and is a predicted model, not a curated record. Gene Ontology annotation, molecular function: Hsp90 protein binding. Gene Ontology annotation, biological process: protein folding. Bases 158 to 1390 code for a protein of 410 amino acids. Lineage: Eukaryota; Fungi; Ascomycota; Sordariomycetes; Hypocreales; Nectriaceae.
GAAUUUUCGCCGCCCACCCAAAAGUUGGAGAAACUCAAAUUUUAGCAAUCGAGUCACUCUGAAUCCACCCACCAAUGACAUCUGAAGCAUAAGACUCACCACAACAGUCCUGACUUGAAGACAACAGUGGCGGAUUCAUCUGCUCUAAAAGGCAAAAAUGAAAAUCGAGGAGAUAACCGACAAGCUGGACGAGGCCAUGAAGCUGGAGCAGGCCUCACCACAGCCAAAUACCAGUGCCACAGAGGCCACCAAACCUGAGCUGCCCCCAGCUCAUGCCAUCGCCAGCGGAAAGACUGUUGACGAAGUAUGGGAAGAUCUAAACAAGUCGCCCCUUUUCAUGACAGACCUUGAUGCCAAUGAGGAAAAUGAAGAUAUUGCCGCACUGCAGGCACUCGCGUAUGAAGGCACACCUCUCGAAAAUGGCCAGGAGUUCAAGGAGCGUGGAAACGAGUACUUCAAACUUAAGAGCUACGCCGAUGCAAAGGAGUUUUACGGAAAGGGCAUUGCUAUUCUCGCUGGCGAAGAGCGCAAGCGCGCCAGAGGCGAGCAGACGAAAAAUCAGGAGGGUGUAAUCGACACUGAGGAGGAGAUUCAGAAGCAGCGCGAGACUCUUGAAGCGCUCUAUGUCAACCGGGCAGCGUGCCAUCUCGCUGUUAAGAACUACCGCAGCUGCUGGCUUGAUUGCGCUGCGGCGUUGCGCCUCAACCCGCGAAACAUCAAGGCAUACUUCCGCAGUGCACGAGCACUCCUUGCAGUGGAUCGUAUCCAGGAGGCCGAUGAUGUUUGUGCGCGCGGUCUUUCGUUAGACGAAAACAAUGCUUCGUUGCGUGCUGUAGCGGACGAUAUCAUUAAGCGAGCUAAAGAGAUCGACGCGCGACGAAAGAGGGACGCAGAGCGCGAAGCAAAGGAGAAGCGGCGUGCACUUCUCAUCAAAGCCGCACUACGAGCGAGGAAUAUUCCCACACGCACAACCUCCCAACCACCAGAGAUGGAAGACGCGGGCAUUGCGCUCCUCCCAGAUCCUGAUGAUCCCCGCAGCACGCUUGCGUUCCCAACAGUACUGCUGUACCCUCUGCACCUGGAGUCUGAUUUCAUCAAGGCGUUUGAGGAAACACAUUCGCUCGAGGAUCAUCUGAGCUAUAUCUUCCCUCUGCCGUGGGACAAGGAGGGUGUGUACACAACAGUAGGCGUGGAGGCGUUUGUGGAAACCACACAGGGCGGUCUACUCAAGAUGGGCAAGCGGGUGCCGCUGCUGAAGGUUCUGGGAACGGGUAAGGUUGAGGUGGUGGACGAGGUGGUGAGGAUCUUUAUCGUUCCUAAGGAUAAGGCAGAGGCAUGGACAAAGGAGCACAAGGCAAAGAGAGCGGCUGAAAAGGGAGAGACAAGCUGAUGGAUGUAAGAAAGAAUAUAAGUUACUUUGUUUUACAAUGAUGUUCGUGUACUAACUAAGACUUGCGAUUGCUGUUUCCUAGGCCCUAAAUGAUGUGCUAUAUGCAGUUAUGAUAUGAUCGAGAUGUCGCCAGAUACUGGCGAUUAAGUGAUUGAGUG